Molecule: messenger RNA, 2412 nt
Organism: Pungitius pungitius (ninespine stickleback)
Lineage: Eukaryota; Metazoa; Chordata; Actinopteri; Perciformes; Gasterosteidae
Gene: gtpbp4
Product: GTP binding protein 4
Exons: 17
Coding region: 82-1986 (634 amino acids)
Biological process (GO): ribosomal large subunit biogenesis
Cellular component (GO): nucleolus
Molecular function (GO): GTP binding; RNA binding; GTPase activity
Source: RefSeq, a predicted model, not a curated record
CGCGCGUCUCUUCCGGUUGCAGCGGAACGAGCUGCCUUCCUUUCCCCGGUGCCGUCAGCGGACCCCAACGUGUCCGACAAGAUGGCACAGUACAACUUUAAGAAGAUUAUGGUGGUUCCCACCGCAAAGGACUUCAUCGACAUCACUUUAUCCAAAACCCAAAGGAAGACCCCCACGGUGGUGCACAAGCACUACCAGAUCCACCGCAUCCGUCACUUCUACAUGCGGAAAGUAAAGUUCACCCAGCAGAGCUACCACGACCGCCUCACGCAGAUCCUCACCGACUUCCCCAAGCUCGACGACAUCCACCCGUUCUACGCCGAUCUCAUGAACGUGCUGUAUGACAAAGAUCAUUACAAGCUGGCGUUGGGACAGAUAAACAUCGCCAAGAAUCUGAUCGAUAGCGUGGCCAAAGACUACGUGCGCCUGAUGAAGUACGGAGAUUCUCUGUACCGGUGCAAGCAGCUGAAGAGGGCCGCUCUGGGCCGCAUGUGCACCAUCCUGAAGAGACAGAAGUCCAGCCUGGAGUAUCUGGAACAAGUGCGUCAGCAUCUGUCCCGUCUGCCGAGCAUCGACCCAAACACCAGGACGCUGCUUCUGUGCGGCUACCCCAACGUCGGCAAGUCCAGCUUCAUCAACAAGGUGACCCGAGCGGACGUGGACGUGCAGCCGUACGCGUUCACCACCAAGUCUCUGUUCGUGGGUCACAUGGACUACAGAUACCUCCGCUGGCAGGUGGUGGACACCCCCGGCAUCCUGGACCACCCUCUGGAGGACAGGAACACCAUCGAGAUGCAGGCCAUCACGGCUCUGGCCCACCUGCGCUCCGCGGUCCUCUACGUCAUGGACGUGUCGGAGCAGUGUGGACACAACCUGCAGCAGCAGCUGGAGCUCUUCAACAGCAUCCGCCCGCUGUUCGCCAACAAGCCGCUCAUCAUCGUGGCCAACAAAUGUGACGUGAAGAAGAUCAGCGAGCUGCCGGAGGAGAACCAGAAAAUCUUUGCCGACCUCACGGCCGAAGGAAUCUCUGUCAUUGAGACCAGCACCCUGACCGAGGAGGGAGUCAUGCAGGUUAAAACAGAGGCCUGCGACCGGCUCCUCGCCCACCGGGUCGACGCCAAGAUGAAGGGCAAGAAGGUCCACGACGUCCUCAACCGGCUCCACCUGGCCAUGCCCGCCAAGAGGGACGAGAAGCCGAGGCCUCCGUUCAUCCCAGAAGGAGCUUUGACCCGUAAGAAGGCCAUGGAGGUGGACGCCCCCAAACGCAAGCUGGAGAGGGAUCUGGAGAUGGAGCUCGGCGACGACUACGUCCUGGACCUGCAGAAAUACUGGGACCUGAUGAACGAGGAGGAGAAGAACGACAAGAUCCCCGAGGUGUGGGAGGGCCACAACAUCGCCGACUACAUCGACCCCGAAAUCAUGCAGAAACUGGAGUUGCUGGAGAAGGAGGAGGAGCUCAAGGAGCGAGCCGGGGAGUACGACUCUGACGAGGAGAGCGAGGACGAGGAGAUGCAGGAGAUCCGCGUCCUGGCCAAGCAGAUCCGCGCCAAGAAGCAGCUCAUGGUCGCCACGUCCAGGGAGAAGGACGUGCACGGGCCCCGCAUGCCCAGGACCGCCACCAAGGUUGAAAGAAAGAAGCUGGAGAAGGAGAUGGGCAGCCUCGGUCUGGACAUGGAUAACAAAGACGAUAGCCACUACGCUCAGCUGGCCCGACGCUCCCGAAGCGUCACCAAGAAACGGAAGCGCGAAGCCUCGGCGCCGCCCACCUCCAGAACCCGCAGCCAGAGCGCCUCGCGUCCACCCAGAGACCAGUCGGGCUUAAGAGAUCCAAAGAUGAUGAAGAAGGCAAAGAAGAUGAUGAAGAACUCCCAGAGAGACAUGAACCGCCAAGGCAAGAAGGGCGAGGCGGACCGACACGUGUUCGACCUGAAACCCAAACACCUGCUGGCCGGGAAGAGGACGUCCGGGACUCACGAUUACAGAUAGACGAGGACUGUUUUUCUAUAUCUUCCCCUGCAGUAAAAUUUCCUUUUUUAAGCUACAAAACAGUUUCAUUAUAUCUGUGACGUGGAAGCUUCGUCCUUCAGGAUGGUGGAAAAAUGACAAGAUGACCUGAUGCUGCUGGGGAAAUACCACCCAACCCAUUUAAAUGAUUACUAAUUAUAACUCUUUUUAUUUGUCUUAAAAACAACUUGGGAGACUUUGGAAAAAGUGGAACUAUACAUUUUACCAAGUGUCUUUCCUUGGCAAUAGUUAAGUGGACUUUGAACUUGUAUGUGGAUCAGAUACUGCCGAGUUAACUUUGGAUAAAGUGACGAUGAUGAUGAUGAUGAUGAUGAUACUCUGUGUGCAAGUCUCUCUUUUGAAGUAUUCAUCAUCAAAGGGGCUUAAUAAAUACACACCUGAUGUAAA